CAUUUGUUUCUCUUAACCCUGGGUGAUAUCAAUGCGUUAAGAUAUUGCUCGUUCGAUAAAAUUCAGGUGAUCUCAACACAUCUAUUAUUUUAGUCAUCGAUCAUUUCGAAGACUGAUCGCAGUCACCAUGAACACUGCCAUUAGGUUAGUUUGCUUCGCAACGGCGUUGCUCAGUGUUUCCAGUUUCUCAAUACCAUUGAGACAGGACCCAGAGACCCUGUGCAUCGGCCAGCAGAAUUUCUUGAGAAUCGCAAAUGUCGAGAGCUGUACUUUCUACUACCAAUGCUACUCCGGCCAGUCAUACUCGAUGCAGUGUCCGUUCGGUUCAUGGUUUAACGAACAAGAACAGAUAUGUGACGAGUCUGAGGCUCCAGAAGACUGUGUGGUAGAAACGGAACCUACUCCAGAACCGGAACCUGAGGUAACUCCUGAACCAGAGGAAGAGGUUGAACCAGAACCAGAAGGAGAUCAAGAACCAGAAGAAGAACCAGAACCAGAAGAAGAACCAGAACCAGAAGAACAAGAGCCAGAAGAAGAACAAGUGCCAGAAGAGGAACAAGAACCUGAAGAGGAACAAGAGCCAGAAGAUGAACAAGAACCAGAUGAGGAGCCAGUAGAGGAACCUGUCACAGAACUUGAGCCCGAGGAGGAGCCAGAACAAGAUCAAGGAGCGGAAGAAGAACAAGCACCAGAAGACGAAAAUGAACUAGAACCAGAACAAGGAGAAGACUCAGAAGAGGACUCUGAAGUAGAACAAGAGUCAGAGUUUAAUCAGGAGCCGGAAGAGAAUGAGGUAGACGACUCAAAACGAAGAUAUAAAACAAGGAAAACAAGGCAAUUAGAUUCUGACGACGAUGGUGAUAAUGGGGAGGUUGAUGCUGAUGAGGAAGAUGAUGAUGAUGAAACAAAUAAUGACGAGGACGAAUCUGAACAAAAGUUCAAAACAAGAAAUUUAAAGCAAUUAGAAAGCGAAGAGGCUGAGGAGGACGUCGUUGAUGACUUGGUGGAUGAUCUGAAGAAGCAAUUAGAUACUGCCGAUCAGGACGAGGAAGAUGAUGUGAAUGAUGAAGAAGGCGAAGAAUUUGAAGAUGCCAAAAAACUGAAACAGUCGGAGGGAGAAGACGAAGACGAGCAGUCUAAUGAAGAUGAAGAGACGGAUGAUUCUAAUGAUGAUGAUGACAACGAAUCUAGUGAUGACGAAGUUUCUGACCAAUCAGAUCGAAAAUUUAAUACAAGAAACCUUAAGCAAUUAGACAAUGAAGAAGACGAGAACGUAGAUGAUCAGUCAGAUGAUGAUGAAAAUGACGAAGAGGAUUCCGACGAAUCGGUACGAAAAUUUAAAACAAGAAAACUGAAACAGUUAGAAAUUGAUGAUGAAGAAUUGGAGCAGACAGAUAACGAUGAAAACGAAGAAUCGGAGAACAAUAUGGAAAGAGGUAGAGAUCACAACCACAACCAUGGUCAUCACCAUGAACACAAUCAUGGUCAUCACGAUCAUAAUCACGACGAGUCCGAGGGAUCGGGCAGUGAAGAAAGUGAGGAACUAGUGGAUGUUAUUCCACAAGGAAUCCCCCUUCAAGAAGAUGUUGAAAAAGAUGACGAAACUGAUACACGAAGACUGAUGCGGUCUCCCCAACAAGUCAUCGACAGUGAGGAAUUAGAAGAAUCUAUUGAACAAGAAGUGGCUGCCCAAAACAUCUUCUAUAGAUGGCUACGCGCUAUUAAUUAGAUGUUUUUUUUUCAAAAGCAUUUCAUAUUGAGUGCUAUCUAAAACGUAGUGUUGAAUAAGUUAGUUAUAGUAUCACUUUGUGCAAUUUUGUAAAUAUGACGUGUGUACAAUAAAUUAUUAUGCGUUACUGUUUAAUUA
Messenger RNA from Pieris brassicae (large cabbage white), 1867 nucleotides. RefSeq lists its product as uncharacterized. The record is from RefSeq and is a predicted model, not a curated record. Gene Ontology annotation, molecular function: chitin binding. The coding region runs from base 128 to 1729 and encodes 533 amino acids. The transcript is spliced from 3 exons. Gene Ontology annotation, cellular component: extracellular region. Lineage: Eukaryota; Metazoa; Arthropoda; Insecta; Lepidoptera; Pieridae.